This is a messenger RNA of Malus domestica (apple), 1502 nucleotides long. NCBI's taxonomy places the organism in Eukaryota, Viridiplantae, Streptophyta, Magnoliopsida, Rosales, Rosaceae. The record is from RefSeq and is a predicted model, not a curated record.
GCCAACGGUAGAAUAGGAAGAAAUAAGCAAAAUCUAAUUUCCCUGCACUUGGCAAAACCAGAAAGAUAUCUUCCUCAAUCCUGCUUUUGCUCAAACAAUCCUCCUCUGACUUCUCUCAAAAUUGUUCUUCUGCUUUCUGGGUUCAAAUUCUGCUUCUGCGUUCUUGGUUCUGUGUGUUUUGUGCCACGUUUGAAGCUGAGGAUCACAAAUUUGGUGGAAUAUUUGAAGAUUUAAGUCGGUGGAAAAUGGUUCUGAUGAAGGAAUUUCGUAUUGUCAUGCCCGUGUCAUUGGAAGAGUAUCAAGUAGCCCAGACGUACAUGGUCAUGAAGAUGCAGAAACAGAACACGACCAGUACCGAAGGGGUGGAAAUAGUAGAGAGUAGACCCUUUGAAGAUGAUGUAUUUGGAAAGGGUCACUACAGUUCUAAAAUUUAUCGUCUACAAAGCAAAGCUCCUGGUUGGCUUACCACUUUUGCACCAGCAGAAGCUCUCAUCAUGCAAGAGGAAGCCUGGAACGCAUACCCAAGAUGCAAAACAGUAAUCAAGUGCCCAUACUUCACCAAGUUUCAGCUGACCGUCGAAACUGUUCACAGAGCUGACAAGGGCGAUUCGGAUAAUGUUCACGGUCUAAGCAAAGCACAAUUAGCAACUAGGGAUGUGGAAAUUGUUGAUAUUGCUUCAUCAGCAAGAGAUUACUGGAGUUACAUAGUUGGCACUAACAACACGGACUUAUCCCAAUUUACAUCAGCGAAAACUGGACGUGGUCCACUUUUAGAGGGAUGGCAGGAUAAGUCAGAUCCAGUUAUGACAGCCUACAAACUGGUCACCAUUGAUGCACCAUAUUGGGGUUUUGGCAAUAAACUUGAACAAGCUUUGCUAUUGGGUGAAAGGGCUCUUUUCCUAGAAAGCCAUCGGAAUUGUUUUUCUUGGAUCGAUGAAUGGUUUGGAAUGACAGUUGAACAGAUACAUGAAAGUGAACGACAUAGAAACUCCGAGACCCAGGAACUUGGGAGGCCAAUUUUGGUGAAGAGUCUAGAAGAUUUUGACCAGAGAUUAUUACCUGAAAGUGAAGAAAUUUAUAGCGGGCAGAGAACUCAACUUUCAGCUUAAAUCCAUUGACUUCCGUUGACAUGGUGCAAAUUCUUUGUAGGUGUGCUGCGUUCGACAAUAAUCACGUGCAUCCAUCGCAUAACAGUAGGCCUCACCUGUUUCGUAUUACACUGUGCCGGUUGUGCUGCAGAAAUUGUAUGUGACAUGCCCGGGUUGGAAUUGUUUUCCUGCUGAUUUUGCAGCAUAAACAUGACAGAAUGCAUAGCAAACUUACAUGUAGCAUGCCCAGAUAAAUUAUCAAAGAAAGGAAUACCCAGCAUGGAAAUUUUCUGUUACCUUUCGAAAGAAUUGUGCAUCAAGAAUGGUGGAAGCACCACAUUCAUAAUUUGGUUGCAUUCCAAAAUACAUGCUGCAUUUACAAAUGAUGAGUUUAUAUACUGAGAAAUGCUGCAA